Molecule: messenger RNA, 970 nt
Organism: Symsagittifera roscoffensis
Lineage: Eukaryota; Metazoa; Xenacoelomorpha; Acoela; Convolutidae
Exons: 3
Coding region: 62-970 (302 amino acids)
Source: RefSeq, a predicted model, not a curated record
GAGAAGUUGAUUAAAAAAUCUUUCAAAAAAAUAGAGAACCAAACUAAAAUUGAAAAUAAAAAUGUCCGAGAUGCUUGAUCUCAACACAUCUACUGAAACUGUUCUCUCAGAGGAGCCCAAAAGAAACCCGGGUCUUCUUCAAAUUGUGUCUCUUCUUUGCGCAUGCGCUGUCAUCUCUCAGAUUUCUGUGAUCUUGAUCGCAAAAGGGCUGCCCGGAAACUACUCUGGGAAGACGUUUCUCUGGGUCCAGUCAAUUGGUCAGAUUUUGCAGCAGUUGGCAGUGAUGAAACUUGCAGUCUGUGGAGUGUUUGACUUUGAUGGAGUGUUUUGCAUCGACCGAACAACCCAGCUAUCUUGUAAGUUUUCACAGUACGCCACCUACUUAGUUUUCGUCCUUCCUGAUUUCCUGGCUGUACCAGUGUCCCUGGAUAGACUGAACGCUGUCUUGUUCCCUGCUUGGUACUCACAAAAAUGCACGAAAACAAGCGCUUGGAAAAUUAUUGUCCCGAUAGUUUUUGCCACAGCUUGCCUGGCGUCACCUAAGUUUCUGUUUGCGGAGAAAAUAGGGGAGAACUGUUUUAAUACAAACCGGAAGUACGACCAAACUUCUGCUCUUGUGGGGAUCCCAGCCGUUCUUAUCGUAGCAGUGUCAACAUUGGCACUUCUGGGGAUAAUGCUUGCUCGAGUGAAAAAGUCACAACAGUCUUCUGAGAUGCGAAAUCAGAAACCGAUCACCAUCGCGCUGGCUGGAAGUUCAACGGUUUUUGCUGCCUUCGGUUCAAUUCAAUACACAAUAUUGUUUCUGGCAUAUCUUUGGCGUGACUUCAACAACCCAAAAAAUACGCUCAUUUUGAUGGGCAUGGCCCAGAUUGUUGGGUCAAUUGGGAUCAUGCUUCGCAGCCCGAUUCUGCUGUUCAUGAAGCCGAUGCGUGCUGCUUUGAAACGAGCGAUAACAACAUGCAAUAAAUGA